UCCUUUGAGGGAAAAUGGAAGAAAUGCAAUUUAAUUCUAAAAUUUACAACAGCUUUCAUGAUAAUGCACUUUCUGGAAGCGCGGUGGUUUAGCGGCUUUGACUCUUGCCUUGUAAUCAGAGGGUCAGAUGUUCGAAUCCCACCACGGCGUCCUUUGGCAAGGCGUCAAUCUACAAUUUGCCACUCUCCACCCAGGUGUUAAAUGGGUACCCGGUAGGAUGCGAAAGCCUUUAUAGUAGGCUUAGCAAUUGGUCUCAGAACUCUUGUUGGAAUGCUCCCCUGGGAGUGGAGAAGGUACAUACAUGUUAUGAGGGCAUGCAAGGACCCGAUGACCGGGGUGAUAAUAAUAUUUAUGUACAGCGAUUAGAGACGUCGUUCCGAUGUGUUAAGCACUAUAUACCUGCAGAGUAUUAUUAUUACUAUUAUUAUUCAAAACAAUGUAGGUAAAAGCAGGGACAUGAUCCCUCUCACGUCCCUGGUAAAAGUAACUAGAUGAAAGGGACAUUUUUAAAGAACAUGUAGCACCUGCAACAAUCAAAACUUUCACUUGAAAGCGCAACUUGAUAAUCUUUUAAUGAUACCAUUUUCCAACUUUCAGACUUUUUCAGAUUAUUCCUUUAAAUUCUUACAGUAAAUGAGAAUGACGUUUCCUUAUUAUAUAUGCUUAUACUAGAAAUCAAAGCGAAGUCGCUCAUCUGGAGCUAAGGACGAGUUUUCAACAUUAACGGAUUAUCGAUCUUGCUCCCGAACCCUUACCGAGAAAAUAAGGGAUCACUUCUCAGAGGUGAGCAAAUAUAUGAGUCUCAUUUCAUAUUACUUGACUUACCACUAAAUAGUCGCCGAGUCCAUCAGAUCACGUGGAAGAUGUGAGGUGGUUAUUAUUAAAGGUGUUGUCCACCAUAAGUUUAUAAUAAUAACAAUAAUAACAAUUUUAUAUACCGCAGAAAUUGCCUCUAAGCAGUUAAGAGAGAGGAAAAUGAAGUAUAAAGGAAAUAAAAAUACUUUGCACAACAAAAUGUAUCAAAACUAAUAUUACAAUUUACGACCUUAUUCAAAUGAAUCAACUAUGGGCCAAAGCAUGUCAAUGACAUUCUCAUCUAUGAAUGAGCCUACACCAGUGGUACAUUGUACUAACAAAUAUGGUGAAUAAUUUGAACUAAUUCAUUUCCCCCGGAAAAAAAUAUAUAUAGAUAUUUGUGUGUGUGUGUGAGCGGGUGUGCGUGUGAAGGUGCGUGGGUGUCUUUCUGCAUGCAAUUACUUGUUUUUCACACUUUGUUUCAUCUUCACCGGCAACUUGGCGCAAAUUAAAUUUACGACCUUUAGGACAUUAUCUCGUAGUCAGUCAUGCCUGCAAAGAUCCCUAUGAGAAUGGUACUAAAUAUACAGAGGAUAACUCUAUACCAGGACAUAUCAAUCAAUCAAUGAUUAAAUGUUCAUACUCCAUACGACUUCAAGUUAUUGGACAUUUUUUUCUGACUCGUACCCAACUGCCGAUUGUACCUGAUCCAGUUGAAUAACUGCCAUAUGAUUUCAUGAUUUUCUUUAUUGGAUAUCAGGUGGUUGAAAAGAUGGUUGAACUCCUGGGCCAAUGGGAUAACCAAAUUGAAACAGAAAUUUGGGCAUCGUAUGAAGCCUUAUUCUUCUCCUCAACGCUAUCAGAUAUUUUAAAGGUUUAUGUGCUUGCAUAUGAUGCUGAAGCGAAGCUACUUCAGAUGCUCCUCCCUACGGCCGAUCCAAGAAACAUGAAUUUGAGUGGUGAAAGGGUCAUUGAUAUCCUUCAGUCUGGAAUUCAAGAAGUUGAUCCAAUAUCAUUUGUAGAAGAACAUUAUGGAACAUCUACCGGAGGUACCAGCUCAAUAUCAACGCAAGGCUCCAACCAAGCAGAAGGAGCUGCAGCUGAUACGCAUAAAGAUCAUGACCAAAGUGAGGUUAUCUGUGGUGAAGAUUUAGAGCAGAAUAGUGCAUCCUAUCGAUCCAUGUCUUCAAAUCUGUUUCAGGAGAUGGAAAACCUCUACCCAUUCCUGCAUGAUGUGGAUCUUGAAGCAACGGGUCAGGGCUAUAUCCCUGAUGAUCAACCUGUAAAAGAGUCUCAAUCUGGAAAACAGUGCAUCCCUUCUAGUCCCAAGCUUCAGAAGCUCGAAUAUGAAGGUGGGGUAAAGCUGCGCCACUCACGAGAUGAUCCCAGAAAAAGGAAGCGAAGAAGUGUACAAGUCAUUGUCACAGGCCAGUCUUCUCUUGUAAUCUCUACACCACAAUUCACAGAGAAGGCUGCUGGUGAAGAUUCCAUCAGGCCACUGUCUGUCCCAGCAUCUAUACACAUGUUUAACAGAGAAUCAACAACAUUGGAAGAUCUUGGUUGGGUCAGGAGCCAGAAGGUAAAAGAGGAUGCCAGCAGUGAAGAUGUAGGGGAACACAGCAAAAAAGCAUGCAGUAUUGCACAUGUGUCUGUGAUAGAAAAGCGUACGCAAACCGAUCCAACAUCUUCUGAUGAAGACGAUUCCGGUGUGUCAAGCAAAGACUUGGCAUCGAUAUCAAGGCAUGGAUUCAAUAGGCAGGAUUUCUACAGAGAGAUAAAGUCAGGGAAAGAUCUGUCAAAGUGGGGUAUAAGUGCAGAUAGUGUAGCGCAACAUCAAAUUAAAUGUGUAGAUACUGUAUCACAUAUAUCUGUGACAUCCAAUCUGGUCGAGGAGAUGGAAGACUUGUACCCUUUCUUGCGUGAUGUGACACAUUUAUCGGCACAUCUCGACAAUCUCUCUGCCAUCAUGACAAACUCUCAAAACGUUCGUUCUGAAGGACAGGGCACCCUUCCUCGUCCUGGACAAGAGAGGUAUAGCACAAACAGUUUGCUGGAAGGACCCUUUAGUUUUGAAGAGAUGUUCAGCCAGCCGUACUGUUGUCUAAGGAUGGUGUUAGAAGAAAGGUUUCCUUUGGCAAAGCUUCGCUGGUUGGUCAGGUGUCUUCAGGCUCUGACUGAGUCGGUCAAAGAACAGGUCUCACGUAAGUGCCUCAAGUUAUUCACUAAAAUUAUAACUAUAUUGUAUUAUGAUUAUUUUCCACUUUCACCAACUUGAUGUACAGUCGGUAAUUCAAACAGUAACAAAAUUUCUUCAAGCAAUCUAGCUGUUCUCUGAUUAUUGAAGAAGUCCUCUUUUCAUUGCUCGCUUUUCUUUCUAGUUCAAGACUCUGCCUUCUAUAUAUUACUAAGCACACUCUAAUUCAUGCACCAGUCAAGACGAUUUGGUGUCUGGUUUUGGUAACCAUUAUUCCUGAUACUUUCUUUAUGAUCAACAGGUAUAAUGCGUGUCGAUGAUUACCAAGUAGGUGGAGAUGAUCUGGUACCAUGCCUCAUAUUUUUUCUCAUUAAGGGAGAUCCAGGACAGGUUACAGCCUUAUACCCACAGCUCAAGUUCCUUGAAGACUAUCUCCCGGAUGCUGUAGCAGGUGGCAUCAUCGGUUUCACCCUGACUCAAUUCCUCGUAGCAUUUUCUACUAUUAUUCAGAUGGAUGGCGCCGAUACAAGUACAUAGGCAAUAUGUCUUUGUAAUCAUAGAAAUCAUUUGGUUUUCUAACUAUGUAGGUGCCGUUGAAACUGUCUAUUAAGAACGCCAAAGAUUUCAAUUUGCCUUUACGUUAUGGCAGGUGGUAAUUAGAGACAGGUUUUUGAAAACUUGCUCAAAAUAUACAUGUAUCACAUAUUCAAGGAGAAUAGUAAAUAUCAUCUCUGUGGAUAAGUGGUCCUUACUAUUAAAGAGGUCACUUUUAAGGUCUAUAAACGUUUGGUCAAAGUUAACCUUGGGUAAACUUAUCAAUGCAAGUUUACCUAGGGGUAACUCAACCAAUGCAAGUUAACCUUGAGUUAACUUAACCUGAACUUGACCAGUACAAGUACAUCUAGGAUUUACUAAACCAAUGCAAUUUGAGCACAUGUAAAUAAUGCAUUUGAAAGUGAGAAAACCACUUGGUGUGUCAUAGUUCAGUCUUUACUUGCAGUUUUAUGAAACAUCACCUUGGUUUAUGGCCUGCAUUAUUUCAUUAUAUGGACAAACUCUCCGCAAUUUAAUUAAUGGAGGCAAUGAAAUAUGCUAUUUUCACAUUGUUUUUAUCAAGGAUUUUAUGUUAUACACAAGACUGUGAGUGACAAGAGCUCAAAUAAGUGUUUGAUAAAGCUGAAAUUGAAAGAUCUCCCAUUCUUUUUUACAGAUGAAAAAAUGAGCUGAAAAUCAAAAUCAAAAUUAGCUGAAAUCAGCUGUACAUUUGAGUAUAAAAUAUGAGUAUAAUUUCAAAACAAACCGUAGUCAGAGAUAAUCUAUUGCACUUAUAUUUUACAUACUGUGUAAUAAGAUACUAAGUGAUUGAAAACUACACCUUUGUUUGCUUCAUGCUAGGAAAAAAACUCAUGACAUCAUUUUUUUUAUGCCAUAAAUAUUUUUUUCACGAGUUUGGACAAAGAAAAAUACAAAAAGUUUUAACAAAUAACAUUUUCCAGAGUUUUGCAGUAAAAAAAAAGAAAUGUCUCUUGCCUGUUCAAUAUUCAUUGAAUUCUAUUUUAUUUUACACAGAAAU
This is a messenger RNA of Lytechinus variegatus (green sea urchin), 4562 nucleotides long. RefSeq lists its product as uncharacterized. The coding region runs from base 1532 to 3070 and encodes 512 amino acids. NCBI's taxonomy places the organism in Eukaryota, Metazoa, Echinodermata, Echinoidea, Temnopleuroida, Toxopneustidae. The record is from RefSeq and is a predicted model, not a curated record. The transcript is spliced from 3 exons.